This is a messenger RNA of Eurytemora carolleeae, 1065 nucleotides long. RefSeq names its product palmitoyl-protein thioesterase 1. The transcript is spliced from 2 exons. Gene Ontology annotation, molecular function: palmitoyl-(protein) hydrolase activity. Lineage: Eukaryota; Metazoa; Arthropoda; Copepoda; Calanoida; Temoridae. The record is from RefSeq and is a predicted model, not a curated record. Gene Ontology annotation, biological process: protein depalmitoylation; receptor-mediated endocytosis. Gene Ontology annotation, cellular component: lysosome. The coding region runs from base 43 to 936 and encodes 297 amino acids.
GAUCUAGGCUAGUAGUUAGAAUAUAGGUUUAGUUGAGAGAACAUGAUGAUUGUAUUAGGCCUCCUCCUGGUCGGUUCAACCCUGGAGCUGGUUGUGUCCCAACCUACUCCUGUAGUUAUCUGGCACGGGAUGGGAGACUCCUGCUGUAAUCCCGCCAGUAUGGGAUCCAUCAAGGAAAUGAUAGAGACAGAACUGGCUGGAGUAUAUGUUCACAGUAUAAUGAUCGGGAACAAUAUUAUCGCGGACAUGGAGAACGGAUUCUUCAAGGAUACAAACAAACAGAUAGAUAUGGCUUGUGAAAUGAUAGCUAUGGAUCCUGAGUUACAGGACGGAUACAAUGCACUUGGGUUUUCUCAGGGAGGACAAUUCUUACGCGCAAUUGCGCAGAGAUGUCCUAACCCGCCGAUGAAGAACCUAGUGACGGUUGGAUCUCAGCAUCAAGGCGUAUUCGGGUUCCCAAACUGUCCUGGAGAACUUGUAUUCUUCUGUGAUAUUGUCCGGGAUCUUCUCAACUACGGAGUUUACACUGACCUGGUUCAAAGUAUUCUGGUUCAAGCACAGUACUGGCAUGAUCCUCUACACUUUGAUACCUACGUUGAGAAGAGUAGGUUCAUUGCAGAGAUAAAUAAUGAGAAACCUGAGAAGAAUGCAACCUACGCCGAGAAUCUCGCUAAACUGGAGAACUUUGUUAUGAUCAUGCACUACCAAGAUACAAUGGUUGAACCAAAGGAGUCAGAGCAUUUUGAGUUCUAUGCGCCCGGGCAGGCGGAGGUCAUCCUCCCUCUUCAGGAGUCUCCGAUAUACCUGGAGGAUAGGAUCGGACUCAGAGCUCUGGAUGAGUCAGGUCGUCUUCAUUUUCUCGCUGUAGAAGGAGACCACCUCCAGUUCAGCAGACAGUGGUUUAUUGAUGAAAUUAUCAAGGUUUAUUUCUCAUAAACCUUCUCCAGGUUGAUGGCAAAACUCUCCGGAAAGAAGAAAUGCAUUAAAAAGAAUAAAGAAUGACCGUGAUUAUAAUAAUGCUUUAAAUGUGUAAUUCACAAUUGGAAUAAAAAACCAAAAAAUUCA